Theobroma umbraticum is the source of this 3124-nucleotide messenger RNA. RefSeq names its product isoamylase 3 (gene ISA3). The record is from RefSeq and is a predicted model, not a curated record. NCBI's taxonomy places the organism in Eukaryota, Viridiplantae, Streptophyta, Magnoliopsida, Malvales, Malvaceae. Gene Ontology annotation, biological process: carbohydrate metabolic process. Gene Ontology annotation, molecular function: hydrolase activity, hydrolyzing O-glycosyl compounds.
UGGCUGACCUUCGCUCACAAUGAUGAAAGAUAUUUUUUAUAGAGUAUCACCCAGGAUCCAAGAUAGAUCCAAAUCGAUGAAUCGAAUGAAUUGACAUCUUAAGAAAGUUUGCAAGAACAAAACACGUGUGCGGUCACGUAAAAGUUCCUCCAGAGCCUGGCACCGUCGUUCACGUGGCAGACCAGAACGGGAGCAUUCCCGCUUCCGUGCCGCUCUCGAAACGCUAAUCAGUAUUCUCCCGAAAUAUAUUUACAGAGAAAUAAAAGAGUCUCACGCCCUCACUUCAAAGUUCCUAGCAUCUCACAGUCAACCUUUCGACCUCUCUUUUUCGCUUUUAUUGAUAUCUGAAUAUUCGAAUCCUUUUUGGCUUCUCUUUUGGAGUUUGGAUUAACUUUGUUCUUCAUUCUACGCCUUGAUUCUUUUUUGUUACCAAAAGGAAAAGAAAAGAAUAGAAUAAAGACGGGAAAGAUGCUAAACUCAUCAUUUUUAUCCGAAUCAAGCUCUACCAACUUUGCUUUGUUCACUUCCCUGGCUUCCACAAAUGCAAGCCCGUCUUCCAGUGGAAAUUCUUCUCUUCUUCAAAUGGGUGACACCACUAGAUUGAAAUGGAGUAGAAACGCAUCGAGUAGCAGCGGUGGGCAAGGACGUUCAAGUAAGGCACGGAGCAGUGUCAAGCGUAGAACUACUAAAGUAUAUGGGCGCCAGGCACGAGAACGUGUUCUUGAGGAAGAAGCCCCCGAAAUGUCAGAAACCAUCCCAUCAUUUAAAAUCUUCCCAGGUCAGGCGUUUCCAUUAGGUGUAUCAGAAGUUGAUAACGGGAUCAAUUUUGCCAUUUUUUCACAGCAUGCAACUGCAGUUACACUUUGCUUAUCACUUCCCCAGAGGGGAGAGCUUGACAGGCUGGCUGGUAGCAUGAUUGAGUUUUCCUUGGACCCUCGUGUCAACAAAACUGGAGACAUUUGGCACAUAUGCAUUGAGGAUUUGCCCCGGAGCAAUGUCCUCUAUGGUUAUCGCAUGGCUGGUCCCAAGGAUUGGGACACAGGGCAUCGAUUUGACAGCAGCAACGUGCUUAUAGAUCCUUAUGCAAAGCUAGUAGAAGGUCGUCGACAUUUUGGAGAUGCAAAGCAUAAAUUAUCAAAAUUUCUUGGAACUUACGAUUUUGAUAGCUUGCCUUUUGAUUGGGGAGACAACUACAAUCUCCCAAACAUACCUGAGAAAGAUCUUGUUAUGUAUGAAAUGAAUGUUCGUGCAUUUACAGCUGAUGAAUCUAGUUGCUUGGAUCCAAAUCUACGUGGAACCUACGCUGGUCUGAUUGAGAAGAUCCCACACCUUCUAGAACUUGGAAUCAAUGCAGUGGAGUUGCUGCCUGUCUUUGAGUUUGAUGAGUUUGAGUUUCAAAGGCGUCCCAAUCCCAGAGAUCACAUGAUCAAUACAUGGGGUUACUCAACAAUAAAUUUCUUUGCUCCUAUGAGUCGUUAUACUAGUGGUGGUGGAGGAGCUGUUAGUGCUUCUUGGGAGUUCAAAGAAAUGGUUAAAGCCUUCCAUGGGGCUGGAAUUGAGGUCAUCUUGGAUGUUGUCUACAAUCACACCAAUGAAGCUGAUGAUGAACAUCCUUAUACCACUUCAUUUCGUGGCAUAGACAACAAGGUUUAUUACAUGGUGGACUUAAACAACAAAGGCCAACUGCUAAACUUUUCUGGCUGUGGGAAUACAUUACACUGCAAUCAUCCUGUUGUCAUGGAACUCAUACUUGACAGCUUAAAACACUGGGUUGUCGAAUAUCACAUAGAUGGAUUCCGAUUUGACCUUGCUAGUGUGCUCUGUCGAGGAACAGAUGGUUCUCCUCUAAAUGCUCCUCCACUUAUUAGGGCAAUUGCCAAAGAUGCUAUCCUAUCAAGGUGCAAAAUUAUUGCUGAACCUUGGGAUUGUGGAGGACUCUAUCUUGUUGGUAGUUUUCCUAAUUGGGACAGGUGGGCUGAGUGGAAUGGAAAGUACCGUGAUGAUUUAAGAAGAUUUAUAAAGGGUGAUCCUGGUAUGAAAGGAGCAUUUGCAACUCGUGUCGCUGGAUCUGCUGACCUCUACGGGGUAAACAAACGCAAGCCUUAUCAUAGCGUUAAUUUUGUCCUUGCACAUGAUGGGUUCACAAUCUACGAUCUUGUUUCUUACAAUUUUAAGCACAAUAAAGCCAAUGGAGAAGGUGGAAAUGAUGGAAGUAAUGACAAUUUUAGCUGGAAUUGUGGCUUUGAAGGAGAAACUGAUAAUGCUGAUAUUAAAGCCUUGCGCUUCCGGCAAAUGAAAAACUUCCAUUUGGCACUGAUGAUAUCACAGGGAACACCAAUGAUGCUAAUGGGUGAUGAAUAUGGGCAUACACGAUAUGGGAAUAACAACAGUUAUGGGCAUGAUACUGCUAUUAAUAAUUUCCAAUGGCAGCAGUUAGAUGCAAGGAAGAGUGAUCACUUUAGGUUUUUCUCAGAGGUGAUAAAAUUUCGGCGAACGCAUCAAGUGUUUCGUCAUGAAAAUUUUCUCAGCAAAGGUGAUGUGACAUGGCAUGAAGAUAACUGGGACAAUCCUGACAGCAAAUUCCUUGCAUUUACACUUCAUGACAACAGUGGUGGAGAUAUCUAUCUGGCAUUCAAUGCUCAUGACUAUUGUGUUAAAGUUUCUAUACCUCCACCACCACAAAGGAGGCAGUGGUGCCGUGUGGUGGACACCCAUCUUGCCUCUCCUGAUGACUUUGUCUGUGAAGGAGUCCCAGGAAUCGGGAGCACCUACGACGUGGCCCCAUACUCUUCCAUUCUUCUUGAAGCCAAACCAUGAGCUGACCCCAGUAAGCUAAUCAAAGAGAUCAUAGUUUAAUCAGAGACGGAUCUACAAUAGGGGCAGUGAUGCCAUGAAAGAGAUGGUCGUAUCUGUUGAUAUGUUUACCCGAAGCUUGCUCAUCUUCUUAUAUACAUCUUAAAGAAUGUGAAACAAAUUAUGUUUACAAUUAGCAUAUUGCAAAGCGCAACAAACAUAGCUGAAAACUACAAUAAAACCCACAUUUUGUGACUAAACCCAACCUAAAUGCUGUGGAAACAUCAGGGUUUCGAUUUGAUUAGUGAGAAUGCAAAUGUUUUUCUUGUCC